GACCCGCGGAUACCGAUGGUAUCACGGAGAAGCACUCUACCAGUAUUUCUGACACAAACCCUAUUGUCGAGGAUCUGGACUUCAAGUAUGAUCCGUUUGGAACUGCAACAGGAUCAGUCAUCAAUGGCCUAGAUGACAGUCCGAUUACCGGAGUCAAGUGCUUGCUACAGUUUGUCCAGCCCGACGGGCAAGUAUUCUCACGGGAGGUCGAUUCUGAUGAUGAUGGUAUGCUGACGAUGACAGGCUUGGUAGACGGGUCAUACAUUCUGAGUUGUCCGAAAGAGUUGCCCGAAGGUGAUAUCAGCAGUGGACCAGAGGACCAUGACGAUUUGGAAGAG
This is a messenger RNA of Sphaeroforma arctica JP610, 338 nucleotides long. RefSeq lists its product as hypothetical. The record is from RefSeq and is a predicted model, not a curated record. The annotation marks the transcript as partial. The transcript has a single exon. NCBI's taxonomy places the organism in Eukaryota, Ichthyosporea, Ichthyophonida.